GAAUCGCUGACAAGUUUUCUGAGAAGAGACCAUUUUGUACUUAGAGGAAGCAGUUGCUCUCUUGGAUAUUGUUGCACCAUAACUCAGAAAUAAAAAGCAAGACGGUUUAACAAAAGCCUGGGGCAUUUAUUAGGCAAGUGGAUUGUUGAAUUUACUGGAGGUAGCCACAGGCUGGAAAUCUAUGGCUCUCUCAUUAAUACUCCUGGCAUGAAAAUUCUGUAGCUGAUUAGGAAAGAAGAACAGAAAUGGAUUUACAAAACCUUCCCUAUCGCUCAAUGGUGAUUGCUUGGAGCCCAGAUGACCUGGCAGACUACUUCAAGAAACUAAAGUAUAAGGACUGCGAAAAGGUCAUCAGAAAACACAACAUAAAUGGACAAAGGUUUCUGAGCAUGUCUGAAAAUGAUAUUCAGAAAUUUCCCAAGCUGAGCAUGCCAAUUGUAAGUAAGUUAAGUCAAGAAAUCAACAGGAAUGAAGGAAGAAUGAGUUUCUUCCCAAAAAGGUCCCAGACGCAGAAGUUUGCUGACAAUACAGGAGGCUGUGACGAAGAGGAAGAAGGCUGGUCUUCAUUUGAAGAAGAUGAUUAUGAAAGCCCAGAUGACGAACAGGACAAUGAUGCUGACUAUGAAUCACCAACCGAUGAACCAGGACAUGAGAGUGAUGAUUAUGAACCUCCUCCGUCCAAUAAUGACACAGCCCCCCAUAAUGUCAUCUUUCCUGCCAAGUCAAUUCCAAGUAACACAGACUACAUAGAUAGACCCACAAAUGCUAGACCAUCUCCCCAGCCUCCUAUUCCACCUCAGCGACCUGGCCCAUCCCCAGGAGCAGCACCAUAUGCGGGCAGAGGCACUCCUAUGCCACCUUACCCUCCCCCGUCCAGCAAUAAUGACGUGAAUAGAGAUAAAAGUGCAAAACCUUUAAAACCCCCUGCGCCUUCUAUAGACAGACGCACAAAACCCCCACUGGAUCGUUCUGGGCCACCGUUUGAAAGAGACAGCCCGGGACCAGGAAAGAGGGCAGUGUUUCCUGAUAAGCCCAUGGCACCACAGUUAAGGUCUCUAGGAGAACAGUUAGCAAAGAUACAAAAGCCUCCCAUACCGUCAGCAGAUAAAUAUGAGAGAGGCAAUCCAGUCUCGGGAAGGAAGCCAUCACCUGCAAAGCCAGGCUGGGCACCUGAAAGAAGAUACGAUGAAGAAGAUGAGCCAACGUCCCAGAGAUCAAUACCACAGCAACCUUUGCCCCCCUUCAGCUCCAACACGUUCCCUGCAAGGUCUGGCAAGCCGCCUCCUAAACACAUUCCUUCGGGAUCCAAAAGUAUGCCUGGAUCUUACGCAGACAGUACGAACAACAUUUCUUCAAGUGGAUCACUACCACCACGCUUUCAGCAAGGUAACAUCAAUAGAGCUGCUUCAAAAGGCCCAGCGGAUGUCAGACCACCGUUACCAAUUCCUAACAGGCAGAUUGUGCAGCCACCAAGCAUGGAGGAAGAUGAGGACUCACUGAACACAGAGUGGUACGCUGCAGACAUCAGCCGGCAGGAAGCAGAAGCAUCUCUUAGGAAGAUAAAUAAGGAUGGGACGUUCUUGGUGAGAGACAGCUCCAGAAAAACGAACACACAUCCAUACGUACUGAUGGUAUUAUACAAAGAUAAAGUAUACAAUAUUCAGAUUCGUUACCAGGAGCAAAAUCAAGUAUACUUGUUAGGAACUGGCCUGAAAGGAAAAGAGGAUUUUUCUUCAGUGGCAGAAAUUAUUGCUUACUUUCAAAGAACACCCCUUCUGCUGAUUGAUGGAAAAGACCGAGGUUCAAGAAACCAAUGCAUGUUAACCUACGCUGCAGGAUAUAUGUAGAAGAAAACUCCAUGUCUGGGAUCAACAGUCCGCCAGAGCAUACAAACUUCAUGAUAUUUCCAUUUGCGUUCAAUGAACUGAAAUGAUGAAUUAAAAUUCCUUUUGGUUUUAAUGACAAAACGAAAAUUCUCUCAUUUGAAAGUGCGUUUUUCAAAAGAACAGUUUUGCAAAAUACUUCCUACAGCGUAUUUAUUACUCUCCAUUGUUCAAACCACUGCAUGAAAACUCUUCGUGUGAAUGAUGCCAUUCUCCAACAUGCCUCCCUCAUGUGAAAGGGUCGCCACGCAUGUGCAGGAUCACACGUGGUGGAUGUAGCAUCGAUUUACACUGCUUAGUCACAAAGCAAAACUAUGCAAACUACCGUUCAGGGCAAUUUGACGGUACCAAUUUCAUUAAGCUGCAAACGGAGGUUAAUAAAUGUCCGUGUAAUGCUUGUACAGUACAGUGAAACUGCUAAUGACUGUUAUUCCUAUUGAAAGAUUGUAUUGUUGACUUUGAUAUAUUUUAUGUACGUUGAUAUAAAAUUAGAAAAAUCUUGUGUAAAUUGAAUCAAUAAACAUGUCAUA
This is a messenger RNA of Pelodiscus sinensis (Chinese soft-shelled turtle), 2413 nucleotides long. It is a transcript of the gene LCP2, whose product is annotated as lymphocyte cytosolic protein 2. The record is from RefSeq and is a predicted model, not a curated record. NCBI's taxonomy places the organism in Eukaryota, Metazoa, Chordata, Testudines, Trionychidae. Gene Ontology annotation, biological process: cell surface receptor protein tyrosine kinase signaling pathway; intracellular signal transduction. Gene Ontology annotation, molecular function: protein binding.